Molecule: messenger RNA, 672 nt
Organism: Penicillium alfredii
Lineage: Eukaryota; Fungi; Ascomycota; Eurotiomycetes; Eurotiales; Aspergillaceae
Product: ESCRT-III subunit protein DID4
Exons: 5
Coding region: 1-672 (223 amino acids)
Biological process (GO): endosome transport via multivesicular body sorting pathway; late endosome to vacuole transport; protein transport
Cellular component (GO): ESCRT III complex; multivesicular body
Source: RefSeq, a predicted model, not a curated record
AUGAAUAUCGUCGAAUGGGCGUUUGGAAAGCGCAUGACGCCGGCGGAGCGUCUACGCAAACACCAGCGCGCCCUGGAUCGAACGCAACGCGAGUUGGACCGGGAGCGCGUGAAGCUGGAGAACCAAGAGAAGAAGUUGGUUCAGGAUAUCAAGAAGAGCGCCAAGAAUGGACAGACAGCCGCCUGCAAGAUCCAGGCCAAAGACCUCGUCCGGACACGACGAUAUAUCCAGAAAUUUUACCAAAUGCGCACGCAAUUACAGGCGAUCUCCCUUCGAAUCCAGACCGUCCGCAGUAAUGAGCAGAUGAUGCAGUCAAUGAAGGGCGCAACGAUGCUUCUAGGCAGUAUGAACCGACAGAUGAACCUCCCAGCCCUGCAACGGAUCGCGAUGGAGUUCGAACGAGAGAACGAUGUGAUGGACCAACGCCAAGAGAUGAUGGACGACGCAAUCGAUGAAGCCACGGGAAUGGAAGGCGAGGAAGAAGAAGGGGAGGAUAUUGUCAAGGAGGUGCUAGACGAGAUCGGUGUCGACCUCAACCAGUCGAUGGGCGAAACGCCAGCUGAGAUACAGAAGGCACCUGCGGCUGAGACCCGGGUCGCGCAGGCUGUCGGGGGUGGCGGCAAUACGAGUGAUGAUGACCUCCAAGCAAGGCUGGACAGCCUUCGACGAUGA